Phymastichus coffea is the source of this 1485-nucleotide messenger RNA. RefSeq names its product 26S proteasome regulatory subunit 4 (gene Rpt2). Bases 79 to 1401 code for a protein of 440 amino acids. Gene Ontology annotation, biological process: proteasome-mediated ubiquitin-dependent protein catabolic process. The record is from RefSeq and is a predicted model, not a curated record. Gene Ontology annotation, cellular component: proteasome regulatory particle, base subcomplex. Gene Ontology annotation, molecular function: proteasome-activating activity; ATP binding; ATP hydrolysis activity. The transcript is spliced from 4 exons. NCBI's taxonomy places the organism in Eukaryota, Metazoa, Arthropoda, Insecta, Hymenoptera, Eulophidae.
AUCGUGGAUAUAAGAUGGCGGUUGUGUUCCACUGAUGACUUUGUGAUUUCCAUUGUAAAGCUUGUCAGUCUUAUUAUAAUGGGUCAAAAUCAGUCAGGCCCUGGUGGAGCAGGUGGAGAUAAAAAGGAUGAUAAGGACAAGAAAAAAAAAUACGAGCCACCUGUACCAACUAGAGUAGGAAAGAAAAAGCGUCGUACUAAGGGGCCAGAUGCAGCUUUGAAACUACCUCAGGUAACACCACACACAAGAUGCAGACUGAAGCUUCUGAAAUUGGAACGUAUCAAGGAUUAUCUUCUCAUGGAGGAGGAAUUCAUCAGAAAUCAAGAGCGUCUUAAGCCCCAGGAAGAGAAGAACGAAGAGGAAAGAUCUAAAGUUGAUGAUUUGAGAGGAACUCCAAUGUCUGUGGGAACUCUAGAAGAAAUCAUUGAUGAUAAUCAUGCUAUUGUAUCCACCUCUGUCGGUUCAGAGCAUUAUGUUUCCAUCCUGUCCUUUGUUGACAAAGAUCAAUUGGAGCCAGGAUGCUCAGUACUGUUGAAUCACAAAGUACAUGCCGUGGUUGGAGUUUUGGGUGAUGAUACAGAUCCCAUGGUUACUGUGAUGAAGCUGGAAAAAGCUCCUCAGGAAACUUAUGCUGAUAUUGGAGGAUUAGAUGUUCAAAUUCAAGAAAUCAAAGAGUCUGUUGAACUUCCUAUGACUCAUCCAGAGUACUAUGAAGAAAUGGGUAUCAAACCACCUAAGGGUGUCAUUUUGUAUGGACCUCCUGGCACAGGAAAGACUUUAUUGGCUAAGGCUGUAGCUAAUCAAACAUCUGCCACUUUCCUUCGUGUAGUAGGAUCAGAGCUCAUUCAAAAGUAUCUAGGUGAUGGUCCUAAGCUUGUCAGAGAAUUAUUUAGAGUUGCAGAAGAGCAUGCUCCAUCCAUUGUCUUUAUUGAUGAAAUUGAUGCUGUUGGUACCAAGCGAUAUGACAGCAACAGUGGAGGUGAAAGGGAAAUUCAAAGAACUAUGCUUGAGCUUUUGAAUCAACUUGAUGGAUUUGACAGCAGAGGAGAUGUCAAAGUAGUUAUGGCAACAAAUAGGAUUGAAACUCUUGAUCCAGCAUUGAUCAGACCUGGUCGUAUUGACAGAAAAAUAGAGUUUCCAUUACCUGAUGAGAAGACAAAGAAGAGAAUCUUUACUAUACAUACAAGCAGGAUGACUCUCGCCCCCGAUGUAAAUCUUAAUGAACUGAUUAUGGCAAAAGAUGAUUUGUCUGGUGCUGAUAUCAAGGCAAUAUGUACUGAAGCUGGUCUUAUGGCGUUGAGAGAACGUCGUAUGAAAGUUACUUGUGAAGACUUCAAGAAAUCUAAGGAAAGUGUGUUGUAUAGGAAAAAGGAAGGUUCCCCAGAAGGUUUAUAUUUAUAAAAGAAUUGCGUAAAAAUUUUUUAUUCGCAAAUUAUUGUUUUGCAAUGUUUCUAAUGAGUAUAAUUGAAAAAAUAAAAAGUGAUA